GAUUCUGUGGAUUAUAUGUGUAAUACACUCAAAUGUAGCAUCAACCAAAUCUGCCCACUUUCUUCCGCCAUUUUCUUCAACCAGCAAAUCACGGCGCUCUAAAAGCCUGUCAAGGAAUCUCAGUGACUGAGCGAUUAAUCGAUAGGUGUAAAAGUCCACACCAAUCGGCCAGAGCCUCAAGCAUUCGCAUUUACUUACAUUAAUCACCAACUCAUCAACAUAACACUACCUCCACCGCGCCCCAAUCGGCAACCGCCGCAACCAGCGGCUGUACAAUGAACUCAAGCUCAUCUCCACCUCCGCCGCCAACAGACGGCUCUGGUAAGAAGGUCCGAAAACCCUAUACCAUUACCAAGUCGAGAGAAAGCUGGACCGAUGAAGAACACGACAAAUUUCUCGAAGCUCUCCAACUGUUUGAUCGCGAUUGGAAGAAGAUUGAAGAUUUUGUAGGUUCGAAAACUGUAAUUCAGAUUCGCAGUCAUGCACAAAAAUACUUUCUAAAGGUUCAAAAGAAUGGAGCAGUAGCACAUGUACCUCCUCCCCGCCCUAAGCGUAAAGCUUCUCAUCCAUACCCACAGAAGGCACCUAGAAAUGUUUUAGUGCCGCUACAAGCAUCCAUGGCAUAUCCUUCUUCAGCGAAUUCUCUUGCGCCUGGAUAUCCUACAUGGGACGAUGCUUCCAUGCUUGGAAACAAUCCAUCAAGUGGAGCCAUGCAUUCCCUUAAUGAAUACAAUCUUCACGGAUUUGAAGCUGAUAUUGGAUCCAAGGAGGUUGCAAAUAUAAGUGAUGGCAGUAUGAAUGGCAUGGGAGAUUCAACUAGAACACCUGCAGGUUCUAGAUUAACAAACCAUGGCAAGCAAGAAUCUUUGCUUCAUGGCAUUCCGGAUUUUGCUGAAGUGUAUAGCUUCAUUGGGAGUGUCUUUGAUCCGGACAGUAAUGGUCAUGUGCAGAAGCUCAAGGAGAUGGAUCCCAUUAAUUUCGAAACUGUCUCACUGUUGAUAAAAAAUCUUAGCAUCAACUUGUCCAGCCCAGACUUUGAGCCAAUUAGAAAGGUUCUAUCAUCAUACGAUGUCAACACCAAAACAGUAGGGAUAUGUGCACCAGCUGUCAUUAAAGCAGAAUAGUGAUCUCAUGAUCACAAUAGGCAUGUAAUUGUAUUUUAUUUCUACACUUGGAUGAGAAGUCUCCACAGUUACACUGCCAUGAGACUCUCUCUAAUCUUCAUAGACAUGAGGUGACUGCCAGGUCUGUGUUUGAUGGUCCCUGAAAGAACAUGACCCGAGCAUUGUAAGCUCCUGAUUCGAAGCCCUCAAGUAUUCGAUGACUGGAUGCGUUGUUUCCCUUUAGAUUUUACUGGUCUUCUAACUAAUGAGAAUGCAGUAUGUAUAUUCAGGUUAUGUUUCUUUAGUCGAUCACAUCUUUCUUGCCAAGCCACUGCCUUAUAUUUUACUUUGGCAUAAUAGUUAGUGUGCUAGCUGGUAGAAACCAUAAAAGCAAUGUGUCAGUCUAUAUAUAAUUUGAAGUAGAAGAAAUGUGGGUUCUGUAUUUACUUGUUCCCAAGAAUUAUUGAAUUAUAAAAUCUUUGGGGUAUGUUUGCCUUUCUUGCAUUGCUGAA
Messenger RNA from Olea europaea var. sylvestris, 1615 nucleotides. RefSeq names its product protein REVEILLE 8. The record is from RefSeq and is a predicted model, not a curated record. Bases 276 to 1124 code for a protein of 282 amino acids. The transcript is spliced from 9 exons. Gene Ontology annotation, molecular function: DNA binding. NCBI's taxonomy places the organism in Eukaryota, Viridiplantae, Streptophyta, Magnoliopsida, Lamiales, Oleaceae.